This is a messenger RNA of Procambarus clarkii (red swamp crayfish), 2245 nucleotides long. Its product is annotated as sialin. Gene Ontology annotation, cellular component: membrane. The record is from RefSeq and is a predicted model, not a curated record. NCBI's taxonomy places the organism in Eukaryota, Metazoa, Arthropoda, Malacostraca, Decapoda, Cambaridae. Gene Ontology annotation, molecular function: transmembrane transporter activity. Gene Ontology annotation, biological process: monoatomic anion transport; transmembrane transport.
CAGCUCGCUACUUUCAGCAAUUUAGAUCUGGUAACCCUGGCUCAGUGCCGCCGCAACAGUCGUUGGGGGAAGAUGUUACGGGCUGCUUGCUGCACUUUGGUAAAUAUUGGCUCCUGUGGAACUCCAAAAUGGCUGGAUGCAAGUGCAGCGUAAAUUCUUUCUUGACCUUUGCGCUAGGAUGGAUGCCAGCGAGAAUAAGCAUGGCACUGCUGGCACUGCUGGGGAUGAUGAAUACAGUGAUGGUGCGGGUCAACCUGUCUGUUGCCAUCGUUGCCAUGGUGCGUCGGAACGUGAGCAGCAUCACUCAAGUACAUACCCACUGUAUCUCCAUCGACUUCUCUGCCAACGCUACCCAUCUCGAAGAGUUGAAGACUGUUGAAGAUGAGGCUUCAGGCACUGAAGACAUGUCUUCUGCUCUGCUGGCUGAAUCUGCCAUGGAAGGUGAACUAGACUGGGAUGAGGUGACACAGGGUUUUGUACUGGGCGCCUUCUUCUACGGCUACUGUAUUACUCAGAUUCUUGGCGGAAGGCUCUCAGAGCUGUACGGAACACGUCUGGUUUUUGGCGUGAGCAUCUUGGCUGGUGGUAUCUCUGCCGUCUUCACACCUACAGUAUCCCGCAUACACUAUGGCCUGCUUAUUGCCUUGCGGGUCACACAAGGACUCUUCCAGGGAGCUACAAUCCCCAGCGUGUUCCCUCUGAUGGUCCGUUGGAUGCCUCCGACAGAGCGGUCAAGGUUUAUCGCGUAUGUUCUUUUUUGUAACAACUUGAGCAUCACCCUGACGAUGCCUCUGUGUGGCGUCGUGAUCAGUUCCCUUGGAUGGGACGCCGCUUUCUACGUGACAGGAGCCAUGUCGUUAACCUGGUGUCUCCUGUGGUUCACCCUCGUGUAUGAGUCGCCCAGUAAGCACCCCAGAAUCAGCCCCGAAGAACUGGAAUACAUAAAUAGCAACAUGGAGGAUAUGGAGUGCGUAGCGAAGCCUCCAGUAGCGGUGCCGUGGCGAGAGAUGGCCACCAGCCUGCCAGUCUGGGCCCUCCUUCUCUGUGAUGCUGGCAACUCCUUUGGCUUCAGCGUCUACUUCUCAUAUCUGCCGACGUACAUCCAAAACAUCCUGGGGUUCUCUAUUCAAGAAAAUGGGCUGCUGUCUGCCCUACCAUUCCUGUGUCGUUACCUGGGGGCCGCCGUGUUCGCCACGACAGGAGACCUGCUGAUGGCGCGGGGCGUCCUCUCCGUCCUGACCAUCCGCAGGAUCUUCAGCGCUAUAGCCAUGUUUGGACCGGCACUGAACCUCUUGUUAGUGGCUUACUCUGGCUGCGAUUGGUCCCUCGCCAUGACACUCCUUUGCCUAGGCUUCUUCCUCAAUGGAUCUAUCACCACCGGCUUGUUUGCUAAUCGUGUGGACGUCACAACCAACUUCUGCGGGACGCUAAGUGGGUUGUGUAAUACGUGCGCCAAUGUCGUCUCCGUCAUCGUUCCCAUCUUCGUUGGCGCCCUCACACAGAACCAGCAAACACUAGGGCAGUGGCAGAAGGUGUUCUGGACCUGUGUGCCUGUCUAUGCUCUCACGGAAAUCUUCUUCCUCAUCUUUGCUUCAGCAACAAUCCAAAAGUGGAAUUACUCUACUGAGCAUCGAGACUCGCACGAAGCAGGAGAUUCCACUGACAAGGACGAAAUUUCCGCUCUCGAUUCCAAAGCAGUCUAUACCAGCCGGGGUUCGAGCCCCGUGCAGGGAGAGUCGACUGGGCACUGAUCAUUGAAUGUUAGCUAUUGUUGACCCAUCAGUAAAUGGGGAUCUGGUUGUAAACCUUUUAGCUGGUCGUGUUCCAGAGAAAACCAGUGUGGCAGUGCUUAAUAACAUGGCCAGCCAGCAAAUAUUCAGGACAAAAGUAAAGUAUAUAUUGUGUAUAUUGGUUGAUACCUAUCUACGUCACAGUACAGCUGAAAGUGGCAGGGCGGCCACCUUCAGGGAGACCCAGAAAACUAAUAAGUACAGGGACCUAGAACGUUGUUACAAGUUUGUGCUAAUAGGCUCUGAGACCCUGGGCGCCUGGGGUAAAUGUGCCCUUAAGUUCCUAAAGGAGGUGGGUGAGGAACUCAUUAGGUAAACCAGCGACUCAAGAGCAUCAUCAUAGGAGUGCUCAUGGUCAAUCAAAUACAGGUAGGAGAGACGCUCACCCAUACAUGUGGCCACGCAAUUCUGAGAUGGAAUAUAAUUCUAGAAACCCAAAUAAAGGUCCAGGAUGA